UACUAGUUUUCUUUCAACGGUCUACUGAUGAAUUGUUUAACUGUGCUGACAUUCCUUGUGAUAUUCUUCUAUGCUGAAGCAUGGCAUCCAUUGGAUUUCAAAGAAGAAGAUCUGAAAAAUAUUUGGACUGCCCCACAAAAUGCAAAAGCAGUUAAUCAUAUAGCAAAAACAAACGGGAGCAAGGCAAGUGUGUUGCUUAAGAAAUUCAACCCUCGAAUAGUGAAAGGAUUUAAAGCUACACCAGGAGCAGUUAAUUAUCAAAUAUUUUUGCUUAUUGGUGAUGGAUAUCUUUGCGGUGGUUCGAUGAUUAAGAGAGAUUGGGUUUUAUCAGCUGCCCAUUGCGUAUAUGAUCAACCAACUGUAACCGUUUACAUGAUUUAUAGCUUAGAUGUUGGAUAUACUUGGAGAAGUCCAAUGCUUUCGGCUAAAAUUCAUGAAGAGUAUAACGAUAUUACGCUGGCAAAUGACAUUGCACUUUUAAAGACAAACUUAAACGAAGUUAUUAAAUUUGAGGAUUUGCUUGUAUAUUCACUGCACGAUAAUGGAGAUUUUUAUGCAAAUGUAAUAGCAACUACAUGUGGGUUUGGAAGGGUCAGCGAUAGGUCAACUGACAUUUCAAUGGAUAUGAAAUGUGCCUACAAUAUUGUGAUUACCAAUGUACAGUGUAAAUUUACUUGGGAUGUUGAUGAACAUCAAAUGUGUGUCGACACAACUGGAGGAGUUGGAGCUUGUCAAGGUGAUUCUGGUGGUCCCGUGACUAUAAGUUAUCCACAUUCUUUGAAUGGCAAGAUUCAAAUUGGGAUUGUAUCUUAUGGAGCAGAUGUUGGAUGUGAGAAGGGAUACCCCAACGUCUACACACGAGUUGGAAGUUAUGCCGAUUGGAUAACUACGAAUGCAAUUAGCUAAAGCAAAGUUUCUAUGAAAAGCUUGUUUUAAAAGAAAAUCUGUACAAGCAAUUUCAUAAAUCAAAUAAAGGUUUAAUUGAAUUAAAUAUUAUUUUUAAUUUAAAUUAUUUUUAGCAUUUAGUAAUGCCAUCCUAAUUUCCCAGUUAACUUUUUUAAUUAUUUAUUAAUAAAAUUUUUAUCAUUUAUUUUGAAUUACAGACAA
This is a messenger RNA of Clunio marinus, 1107 nucleotides long. NCBI's taxonomy places the organism in Eukaryota, Metazoa, Arthropoda, Insecta, Diptera, Chironomidae. The record is from the annotation of a GenBank genome assembly.